This is a messenger RNA of Phialemonium atrogriseum, 471 nucleotides long. RefSeq names its product HotDog domain-containing protein. Gene Ontology annotation, molecular function: fatty acyl-CoA hydrolase activity. Lineage: Eukaryota; Fungi; Ascomycota; Sordariomycetes; Cephalothecales; Cephalothecaceae. The coding region runs from base 1 to 471 and encodes 156 amino acids. Gene Ontology annotation, cellular component: mitochondrion. The record is from RefSeq and is a predicted model, not a curated record. The transcript is spliced from 3 exons.
AUGGCUGGUUAUGCUGCCCUAAAGAACCGGUCACGGGCCGAUUAUCCUUACAUCCGAGAGUACAGGACCCGGUGGAGUGACAAUGACAUGUACGACCACAUGAAUAACUCAAUCUACAACUUUCUCUAUGACUCGGUCAUCAAUACCUAUCUCAUUGAGCACUGCGGCCUCAAGCCGCCCACCUCCCCUCAGUACGGCAUGGUUGUCCACUCGCACAAUGACUACUUUGGCCCCAUUUCGUUCCCCGCGGUAGCCGAGCUUGCUCUGCGUGUCAACCACCUCGGUAAAUCGAGCGUCAGAUAUGAAAUCGCCCUGUUUGAGAAGGGCAUCGACAACGUCAAGGCGGUCGGGGAAUUCGUCCAAGUCUUUGUCGAUCGCGCCACGGGGCGGCCGAGCGAGACUGGGAUGAGUGACUCCCUACGGGAAGGCCUCAGCAGCAUCCACGCUCGUCCGAUCGCGAGCAAGAUCUAA